Messenger RNA from Paraphaeosphaeria sporulosa, 1308 nucleotides. Its product is annotated as Exo-beta-1,3-glucanase. NCBI's taxonomy places the organism in Eukaryota, Fungi, Ascomycota, Dothideomycetes, Pleosporales, Didymosphaeriaceae. The transcript is spliced from 4 exons. The record is from RefSeq and is a predicted model, not a curated record. The coding region runs from base 1 to 1308 and encodes 435 amino acids.
AUGUUCUCGCGACAGGCUGUUGCUAAUGGCAGCUGGCCCUAUGGACCCUUUUCGACGAAAGACCGCGACAUUGUCGACUCUCGUGGCGAGGCAGUGACCUGGGCAGGAGUCAAUUGGCCAGGUUCUGGCGAGACAAUGGUCCCUGAAGGCGUGGAGUGGAGUUCUGUUGAAGACAUUCUCGACUUGGUCAAGAGCGUUGGGUUCAACUUCAUCCGCCUCACGUACGCCAUUGAGAUGGUAGACCAGAUCUAUGAGCGGAAUGGCAGCGAUGUCCCUCUCGAAGUCGCAAUGAUCACGGGUCUUGGUUACGAAAAUGGCACCAAGGUGACAAAUGAGAUCGUUGCUAAGAACAAAGGCUGGACGAAAGACACUGGCCGAUUCGAGGUCUGGGAUCGCAUUGCUGAAGCGGCGCUUGAACGGGGAAUGUACAUCCAUCCAGACGUGCACGUUGGAAAGGCUCAGUGGUGCUGCAACAACACUGACGGAAAUGCGUGGUUCGACGAUUACAAUUUUCCCGUGAAGAAUUGGCAUCGUGGACUACAAUACGUAGCCAACUGGGCAAAGAAACACCCGAACGUUGUUUCAAUGUCUCUCCGCAACGAACUUCGUCGUGCCAUCAACACUACCGCCCCAACGUCGACAACUGGGUACAACUGGUUGACAUUUGUGGGCAACUAUACCGCAGCAACCGACGCAAUCUACUCGGUCAACCCAGACAUCUUGAUUACCUGGAGUGGCUUGCAGUAUGACCAGGACCUCUCUGCUCUAACAUCUGGCCUCAACCUCAACACAGCUCCACUCUAUAAAGGUGACGCUAUCCGUGAUGGCUACCGUCGCAAGCCAGUAGUGUUCGACCUAGCUUCCCACCCAUGGGCCGACAAGGUCGUCUACGAACUGCAUCUCUACAGCAUGUCCGAGAACCUCGACACUGGCAACUGCCCCAUCAUUGAGGCCGAGCUCUACCAAUCCGGCUUCAACGCGCUCGGCAUAGACGCACCCGCCGCCUGCAACAUCACACAAGACUGCCCGAAGGCCGUGCGCCAGACGCCUGUAAUCUUGUCCGAGUUUGGCUCGGCGCAGGACUCGUCCAUAUUCAAUGACACGCUGCAGGGAUGUCUGAAGCAGUUCACCACAAAGAACAAUGUCAGCUGGGCUAUGUGGAGUUUGGCGGGAAGCUAUAGGAUACGCAGUGGUGGGCAGGGUGUCCCUGAUACAUGGGCUCUGACCAACUACGAGUGGGAUGGAUGGCAAUUUGACGAGGGGAUUGAGAAGUGGUGGAAGCCAUGGGCGAAGGCAUCGCUUAGCUAG